Messenger RNA from Lycium barbarum (goji berry), 1907 nucleotides. RefSeq names its product 3-isopropylmalate dehydratase large subunit, chloroplastic. Lineage: Eukaryota; Viridiplantae; Streptophyta; Magnoliopsida; Solanales; Solanaceae. The coding region runs from base 125 to 1654 and encodes 509 amino acids. The record is from RefSeq and is a predicted model, not a curated record. Gene Ontology annotation, biological process: amino acid biosynthetic process. The transcript is spliced from 15 exons. Gene Ontology annotation, molecular function: 4 iron, 4 sulfur cluster binding; 3-isopropylmalate dehydratase activity.
CCAGGGGUUGGGUACAGUUAAUCACCAUAACCGCCAUUUCACAACCUUCAAAAUAGCUCCAAUUUUCUUUAAUAGACAGCUUUAAUGACUGCCUCCUAAAAACUAAACUUAAUUUCUUUCAACAAUGGCUUCUUCAGCUAUAACCUCAAGCUCCACACCUUUCAUCAACAAGAAAGAUGUGGGUUCAUCAGCUUUCUCAUCACAGCCUUCAUUUUCCAUUCAAACUACCAAGAAGAACAUGGGUUUCAAGAAAAUAAUCUGUGUGAUGUCACCAAAGCAUACUGAAAGGAAACCAGCCACCACUGGCUCACUUAAGACUGGGAUGACUAUGACUGAGAAGAUAUUAGCUAGGGCUUCUAACAAGCCUGAAGUUACUCCAGGUGAUAAUGUGUGGGUCAAUGUUGAUGUCCUGAUGACCCAUGAUAUUGGUGGCCCUGCCUCUUUUGCAGUUUUCAAAGAGCAAUUUGGACAGAAUGCUAAGGUCUGGAAUCCUGAGAAAAUUGUCAUCAUACCUGAUCACUACAUAUUCACGGCUGAUGAACGAGCAAACCGUAAUGUGGAUGUAUUGAGAGACCUCUGCAAUGAGCAAAAUAUUAAGUAUUUCUAUGACAUUAAAGAACGUGGGAACUUCCGGGCUAAUCCAGAUUAUAAAGGCGUCUGCCAUGUUGCUCUUGCCCAAGAAGGUCACUGCAGACCCGGAGAGGUUCUGCUAGGCACAGACUCUCAUACAUGUACUGCCGGAGCUUUUGGGCAAUUUGCUACUGGAAUUGGCAAUACAGAUGCAGGUUUUGUGUUGGGUACUGGAAAGCUUUUGCUCAAGGUGCCUCCAACUCUGAGAUUUGUCAUGGAAGGCGAAAUGCCAAGUUACCUGCUAGCUAAGGAUUUGAUUUUGCAAAUUAUUGGUGAAAUUUCUGUGGCUGGUGCUACAUACAAAACAAUGGAGUUUGUUGGCAGCACAGUUGAAAGCUUCAGCAUGGAAGAAAGAAUGACGUUAUGCAACAUGGUUGUUGAAGCUGGUGGGAAGAAUGGUGUCAUUCCGGCCGAUAAAACAACUUAUGACUAUCUCAAGGACAAGACUUCUGUGCCUUAUGAACCUGUUUAUAGCGAUGAAGGAGCCAGAUUUCUUAAAGAGUACAAAAUUGAUGUCUCCAAGUUGGAACCUUUGGUGGCUAAGCCUCAUUCACCGGAUAAUCGUGCUUUCGCAAGAGAAUGUAAAGAUGUGAAAAUUGAUAGAGUAUAUAUUGGAUCUUGUACUGGUGGAAAAUUAGAGGACUUCAUGGCUGCAGCAACAGUGUUUCUAGCUUCUGGAAAGAAAGUAAAAGUUCCAACUUUCUUGGUUCCUGCUACUCAAAAGGUGUGGAUGGACAUAUAUAGUCUCCCAGUUCCAGGAUCUGGUGGCAAAACAUGUUCCCAGAUUUUUGAGGAAGUAGGUUGUGAAACACCUGCAAGUCCUAGUUGUGCGGCUUGUCUGGGCGGUCCUCAAGACACUUACGCACGCAUGAAUGAACCUAAGGUCUGCGUCUCGACCACAAACAGAAACUUCCCAGGUAGAAUGGGGCACAUUGAAGGUCAGAUUUAUCUUGCAUCCCCAUAUACAGCUGCAGCAUCAGCAUUAACUGGCAAAGUCACUGAUCCUAGAGAAUUUUUGCUGUGAAGUUCUUAAGAGUAACUUUUUCUCGGUUCGAGUUGGACAAUAUGUUGUGUACACUAGCAGAUAACAGAGCCUAAGCUGUUGUUCAUACCGUUGCAGUAUACUAAAAGAGGGCUGUUUUGUUCUACUUUCAUUUUUUUUUUUUUUGGUUAUUUUUACCUUUUUGGAACUUGAAUAAGGACUAAUAGUUUGUCUUCUUAGUUGUACUACUAAAUUCUGAUAGUCGAUGCAAUGAGAAUAACAAAAUUUCGAGGUA